This is a messenger RNA of Nymphaea colorata (pocket water lily), 2100 nucleotides long. Its product is annotated as MLO-like protein 6. The transcript is spliced from 15 exons. Gene Ontology annotation, cellular component: membrane. The record is from RefSeq and is a predicted model, not a curated record. Bases 41 to 1825 code for a protein of 594 amino acids. Gene Ontology annotation, biological process: defense response. Lineage: Eukaryota; Viridiplantae; Streptophyta; Magnoliopsida; Nymphaeales; Nymphaeaceae.
UCUCUUCUUCGCCCCUGAAUCAUCUGCGGGCUCUGAGAGGAUGGCGGGAGCCGGCGGAGGCCGUUCCCUGCAGGAAACACCCACUUGGGCCUUCGCCGUCGUCUGCUUCGUGCUCGUCCUCAUCUCCCUCUUCAUUGAGCACUUCAUCCAUCUCCUUGGCAAAUGGCUAACAAAGAAGAACAAACGAGCUCUCUAUGAAGCAUUGGAAAAGAUAAAAUCAGAGUUGAUGCUUAUGGGGUUCAUAUCCUUGCUGCUCACAGUGUUGCAAGGCCCCAUAUCGCAGAUUUGCAUACCAGAAAGACUUGGGAAGGUCAUGCUUCCAUGUGCGAGGGCGGUCAACCAAUCUAGUUACGGCACUAACGGUGAAAGCAACCAGGAUCAUUCCUCUGACGACAGCACGGAGGAGCUUCAUAGCCGGAAACUCUUGCUGACCGGCCCUUCCGGUGCAGAUCUUCGUCGGAUCCUCGCCAGCGGAGGCGGCGGUGACAAGUGUGGAGCCAAGAAAAUAGCACUGGUUUCGUCGACUGGGAUCAAUCAGCUUCAUAUUUUCAUCUUCGUGUUGGCGGUAUCUCACGUUCUAUACUGUAUCACCACCAUGGCGCUAGGCAGAGCCAAGAUGAGAAGGUGGAAGGCAUGGGAACAAGAAUGUAAGACCACGGAGUACCGAUUCACACACGAUCCCGAGAGGUUCAGGUUUGCAAGAGAAACGUCCUUUGGAAGAAGGCACUUGCAGUUCUGGAGCAGAAUACCAGUUUUAUUGUGGAUAGUGUGUUUCUUCAGGCAGUUCCUAGGGUCAGUACAGAAAGUAGAUUAUUUGACGCUAAGGCACGGCUUUGUCAUGGCACAUCUUUCUCCUCAUUCUACCACCAAUUUUGAUUUUCAAAAGUACAUCAAAAGAUCCCUAGACGAAGAUUUCAAAGUCGUGGUUGGCAUCAGCCCGGUAAUUUGGUUCUGUGCGGUCCUAUUCAUCCUCUUCUUCGCUAAUGGAACGUAUUCCUACUUUUGGCUACCAUUCAUUCCACUAAUUAUAAUUCUUAUGGUGGGGACGAAGCUGCAAGUGGUGAUAACGAAGAUGGGGCUGCAGAUUCAAGACAAAGGGGAUGUGGUGAAGGGAAAUCCGGUCGUCCAGCCCACGGACCACCUCUUCUGGUUCAGCCGUCCUCGCUUGAUCCUCUUCCUCAUUCACUUCGUCCUCUUCCAGAACGCCUUCCAGCUCGCUUUCUUUGUAUGGGCCUGGUGUACAUUUGGGCUGAGGUCAUGCUUCCAUCGUAAAGUAUCAGACAUAAGCAUACGGAUUUCAAUGGGGAUCUUGAUUCAGUUCCUCUGCAGCUAUGUCACCCUCCCACUCUACGCGUUGGUCACUCAGAUGGGCACCAACAUGAAGCCCACAAUCUUUCAAGAGAAUGUCGCCGGCGCAUUGAGAAGAUGGCACAACGGUGCAAGAAAGAACCUUAAGGAGGGCCGUAAACCAGGGUAUAUGACACCAACCCCAAGCAGUAGCAGGCCAAGGACACCAAGGUCUAGCAACCCCGGAACACCAAUUCAUGACUCCUCCCCUGUACAUCUCCUACAUCGUUACCGGAGUGAAAUGGACCCUUCCGUAAUGUCGCCGACGUUUUACAAUGAAGGCCAGGUUGCCGGCGGUUCGGCAAGCCCUUCCCGCCAUGCAGUUGGUGAAGGUUCUUCUUCUCACCAUCACAGGCAUGGAAGUCCGGACCCACAUGGCUUGGAGAUGCAGGAGGUUGUGGUGCAUCCUGAUGCUGAAGCAAACCUUAAGCAGUUUUCUUUUCCAAGAAGAGAAAUAAAUAUUGAAAUCCAUCACUGAUUAUUAUAGCAAAGAAAAGUAUUAACUUGGGGGGAUUGUAAGCGGUAAUGUAUUUAUACAUGGAUUCAUUUGGAGAAUCACUAGGUAAGCAUAAAUUCUUUUGCCGGUGGGCAUGUUUGAGGUGGUAAAAUUCCCUACUUACUCCACCGAUUUUUCAUAACCGUGGUCAUAAACAGUUUUUCCUCCAUGGAAAGAAGAAUUAAGCAAAGUGAUCUGGCCACUGGUUAUGCUUCCUCUUACUGAAAAUUAAAUAAUAUCUAAGUACCCAUUGUUUA